CUUUUACCGCUAAGCUACCUCAAGAGUUAAAAGAGAUGUUUGUGUAGUGUGGUCUGUCAAAAAACCAUUUUUUUCCACAUUUUGCCGCAAUCUUCUUCCCCUCCCUCUUGGAUAGAGGCUCCACCCACGCCCGCUUCCCGCCUUCCGAUGCAGGAUUGAAACAGUUAGCCAUCAGCUAUGACCAAUGCCUGCAUUUCUAGAUUCAGCAGCAUUCAGAAAGCAGCGGUGCCACUUCCUGGCAGAAGCUAUCACGGCAUUGUUUUCUUGAGGAGCUUCUCAACUUUGGCAGCACCAAGUUUUCCUCUUAUCAGUUAUCCUCCACCAUCACAAGUUUUGACAGCGUGCCUGACCCAAUCAAAUGCUCCACAACGUUCUGAUGAGUGGUUUGCCCUUCGCAAGGACAAAUUGACUACAAGCACCUUCAGCACUGCUUUAGGAUUCUGGAAAGGGAAUCGACGAAAUGAGCUCUGGCGUGAGAAGGUAUUCUCUCCAGAUGUCCAAUUAAUACAAUCUGCUAGCAGGUGUGCCAUGGAUUGGGGUGUUCUCAUGGAAGCAGUAGCCAUAGAGCGCUAUAAAAGCAUCACCGGCCGCGAUGUGAGCUCACUUGGGUUUGCAGUCCAUUCGGAUGAGCGAUUGGGUUGGGUUGGUGCCUCCCCGGAUGGUCUCCUUGGAUGCUUGCCGGGGGGUGGGAUCCUGGAAGUGAAAUGCCCAUAUAACAAAGGAAAGCCAGAAAAGGGGCUGCCAUGGAAUACUAUGCCAUUCUACUACAUGCCUCAGGUGCAGGGGCAAAUGGAAAUCAUGGACAGAGAUUGGGUUGAUGUGUAUUGUUGGACACCAAAUGGGAGCACAAUAUUCCGUGUCUAUAGAGAGCGGAGUUAUUGGGAGUUAAUGCAUGGAAUUUUGUGGGAAUUUUGGUGGGAAAAUGUGGUUCCUGCUAGGGAAGCUCUUUCAUUGGGAAAUGAGGAGGAUGCCAAAUCAUAUAAACCAACAUCAACACACAAAAAAACCGGACUUGUGAUUUCAAGAAGCUUGAAGUUGGCAGGUGAAGCAAAAAUGUUGUGCAGGGAUAUUGCUGGUCAUGUUGAAUUUUUCCGCUAACGUGGCCUACAGCAUUUUCAACACGCAACCGAAUGGUUUUGCCAUGCAGUUAUGUACAUUGAUUUUCUAGGGCCCAUCGUGUUGAUGGCUAAUUUAACGGAGCAAUAGAUCAGCUCCGAAAGAUGGUUAUCGGUUCAAGAAUGUAAGGUGUCCCCACCCAUAUAUGAGGGAGUCAUUUUCUCUACAAUGUUAGAGAUCUUUGUCUUAGUAGAGGGUGAAAUGGUGAUCCUUUAACCGCCACUCCUCGAACGAAAUAAGGUCUUCCCAUUGUUUAUCUUCUUUAAGUCUCCAUAUUUAUCAAAGGGAAUUCCUAUUUGUUGUUUGAUAUUUGAGCUAUGCUAGGGCUGCACUAUUCAUUGACUGUAACAUUAUGCACGGUAAGGGACUGUGUCGUUGUAGCGUUGUCUCUCCUUCUGUAUAUGCUCGCUACAUUUGCCUCAAUCUUAUUUCAAAAGAUGAUGAACAAUAGCCCUUGGGUCUUUGAGGAGCUUCUGAA
This is a messenger RNA of Nicotiana attenuata, 1594 nucleotides long. RefSeq lists its product as uncharacterized. Lineage: Eukaryota; Viridiplantae; Streptophyta; Magnoliopsida; Solanales; Solanaceae. The transcript has 2 exons. Bases 178 to 1098 code for a protein of 306 amino acids. The record is from RefSeq and is a predicted model, not a curated record.